CACGGCCGACGUGGUGGUAAGUGUCUUUUUAGCGAUAAAAAUUAAAAUAUAGAUAACUAUUUUUUGAAUAUAAUAAUUUGAUUAAAAUAUUAAAUGUUAAAUGUUUGAUAUAAUGUAUGUUAGCUUUCAUAAUUUUAGAUUUUGUAAUAUUAGCCAUAUUAAUUACUGCAUUAAUAGAAUUUAGUUUUUUAUUACUUAUAUAUAUCAGAUUUUACUUAUGUUAUUUAUUUUCUAUUUUGUAUAAUUUUAAUAAGUUAUAUUUUCUUCCAUUUUUUUUUCUUUUAUAUUCCCUUCCACUUUUCCUUUCCCACUCUUGUUUUCUCCUUUCUUUUGCUUACUAUCUCUCUUUGUUCUUUGUACAUUUUCCUUCUUCUUCUAACGUGCCUUUCAAGAUGUCGAAAGUGCCAGAGCGCUCGCAUGGGGACUGUAUAAAUUAUUUUUAUCUCUACGUAGACCACAGUAAAAUAACCUGCUAUUGUAAAGAGUCUAUGUUUCGUAUCAACUUUAAUAACUGUGAUAAAUAUUGUUAAAAUUUGCAUUAGUAUACAUUAAAUAUUUAAUUUUUUCUUUUCUUAUUAAUUAUUUUCUUCAUAAACUACUCUUUUCUUUAGUUAUUUUUAAAUCACCCGCGGCGCAAAACUAUACAUCGAGAAUUUAGAAUAUACUUUUCAAAGUAAUUAAAUUUAAGAUAAUAAUAUAUUCCAUUUUUCUUUAAUAUUAAUUUCAUCAUGACCUCAAGUUAUUAAAAAAUAUAAAUAUAAUAACGUUAAUAAUACAUCAAUAACAUAAUAACAUUUAUAUAUAUAUAUAUAUAUUAAUUAUACAAAUAAUCAAAUAUCGAAUAAUGUCAUGUUAUAAAAACAUUCCAUAGUUUAUAAAAAAAAUCAGUUAUAUAUUAAAAAGAAUGGCCACUACACAACUAAAUCGAGCACGAACCAUCAAGAAAGUUGAAAAACCUCGACCGCUUAAACUUAAUCAACGCCACGCGACCGUCGAUGGGCGGAUUACGACUGUGGAGGAUAUAGUCUCCUUAAUCGACAAUGUUGCAAUGCAACUAACUAAUGGCUUCCAUGACCGAGCGCUGCAAAUGAAUGUGAUUACAAUGUGCAAUCAUUUAAAACUUUAUGCUCAUCAAUUAGAAGCUAUUUAUAAAGAUCAGCUAGAUAGAGCUUUUGUGGCAAUCAGAAAUGGAAGUCAAGACGAAAGACUAGAUUUGACGACUAGGGUUCACCUGCUGGAACUUAUAGAAUUAAGAGCUAAACAAUGGCGUCACACAGAUUCCAUGGAUGUAUAUUAUACACAAAAAUUAUCUCAUUUGGAUAAUGCAGAAGCAAUUCCUGAUACACCUACAAAUGCAUUGUCAUCUCCAAUGGCAACUAUGACUUCACCUACUGUAACACCUAUUUUGGGGCCUGGUGAAGUUAUAAAAAAUAGUGGCAAAUUUGUUAAACCUACUCGUAUUCCUGGAAAAAACUACUGUAAAGAUGAAGUUGUUAUACGUAACAGUGAUUCUGGUAAAGUAAACCCUGGAGCCAAAGAACGACUUGUCCAAAUCACGGGUACUUCCGAGGACAAGAUACAUUACGCGAAGGAUUUGAUAAAAGAUACGAUACAACGAAAUGCAUCGCCGGUGAGAUUAGAGCAAGGUGGAGGAGAAAAAGGAGCUAUGGGUGGUUCAAGCUCCUCAUUAAAUAGUAGUGCAUCAGAUGAAAGUAAUCGAUUGCAACAUCAACAACAAAACUCUCGUUUACGAAGUUCACUCCUCCACAGCUUCUCCACCAACGACGCCAGUAUAGGCGAAUAUAAAUAUACAGUUACUGUUGGUAACCAAUCUUUAAAAAUCACAGGAUGCAAUCUCGAUCUUGUUAGGACUGCGAAGCUAGUUUUAGAUGAACAUUUCUUGGGAGAUUCUGAAAAUUUCACAAGUGGUAUAGAAUAUUUCAAUUUUGAAGAAGAAUCUCCUUAUUCAAUUUCGUCUUCCAAUACACAAAAAACAUUAUUAACUCCAAGCAAUACAAAUGAAGUAGGCCGAGAAUUAAAUAUGGAUAGUGCUGCAACUUCAGAAAGUGAAGAAACUUAUAAACCUCAUAUAAUAUCUGAACCAAAUUCAUCAACUCAGGAAGUUCCAGAAGUUAGAGAACUCACAUAUGAGUUUUUGUUGCUGUGUUCAACAGGCCCUUAUGCUAAACGGCCACCUGCAGAUUGGGUUCGCAUUCAAAAGGAAUGUCCCAACAUUGUUCGCAAGGAACCGAUUCGCUGGUUCGAACCGGAAACAUAUAAAGCUAAGGUAGCAGCUGCUGGUCUUAUUACAGUAUUGACAAUUGGAGAAGGAGAAACUGAUCCAGAAUGAAAUUACAUAAUUUAAUAUUUUGAUCAUCAAAUUGUAUGUAUUAAUUUACAUCGGUUUUUAUCUCGAUGUAUUGUGAUAAAUUUUCAAAACUUUGUAUAAUAUUCUAAAAUGAACAAAUAUGUAAUAUGUAUGAGUUCAUUGCAAUACACAAUAAUUUAUGAGUAACAACAUGUAUUGCUCAAUUCAAUUAUAGCAAUACAAAAUGACUAGUAUAAAUAUUGAGAUAUGCACUAAUAUAUUGUGCGUGUUUAAAAUUAAUUAUUUUUUUUUUAAAUAAUAUUCUAAUAAGCAUUUAUGCUUUUUUAUUGUUAUAUCUAUAUUUAUGCAGCAAAUUUAUAAAAUUCGUUAAAAACUGUUCUUUUUAAUUAAUCAAAAUAUAAUAUACAACAAAAUAUUUUUAGUUGAUGUUAUGGGUACAUGCAGUAGUGAUGGAAAAAAUUAUUUUUAUUAUUAUUAUUGCUACUAUUAUCAUUAUUACUACUAUUAUUGUUAGGAUUGAAAUAAUUGACACAAACACUUAUGAAAGACAGCAAAGGACUUUUAUAUUUUUAGUGUGAUAAAUCAAAUUGUAUUACUCAUAAAAAUAAUACUUCUAUAACUUAAUUAAUAAUUAAAAUUGGAUGAAUUAAGUAAAUAAAUUAAAUUAAAAAAACAAGAAAAUAAUAGAAAACAUAUAAUUCUCCUAACAAAUAAAUAUUAAUUGGUAUAAAUAAAAAUUUAACAUCACGAACAAACAUUCAAAAAAUGCUUCAAUUUUUUGAUGUGUAAUAUUUAUUUUGUUACGUAUAAUAAUCGUAAUAAAAUAGUGAUUUAGAAUAGUCUAGUCUAUCGUAUUGAAAUAGGAACUACCAUUUUGGUAAUUAUUCUGCUGUGACAUAAAAAAAAAAUAUAUAUAAAAAAAAAUAAAAAUAAAAAAAAUAAAAAAAAAUUAAUCUUAAAUCAAGAUUUUAUAUUUUAUAUACUAAACAAUGGUACUGUAUUAAUUGUAUGGAGAGAUGAAAUGAAAAGUUUUUUGCUCUUAUAUUGAUUUUUAUAUAAUUAAUGAUUUGUAAUAUUGAAUUUACAAUAUUGCAUAAUAAAUUUAAAUAAUAUUUAAAUAAUCCAAUAGUUUAUAUAUAUUAUUAGUUAUAAAAUUAUAUUUCUAUAAAUUAGUUUUUGUUCUCUCCUUUCAAUUAAAGUUUAUAUUAUGUAUUGUAAAUGUUUCAUUAGCCAGAAUAUAAAUUACAAAUGUUUUCAUUUUCUUUAAUUAAUGUUUGAUUAUAUUACAUUUUUUGGCGUAUAUGCAUUUGUGAACCAUAUUAUUUAUGUAUUUUAUUUUCUGGCUUGAAAUAUAUUAAAGGAAUAUUUAUUUGAUUUGAGAUUAUAUAUAAAUUGUAUUACACAUAUAUGAAACGUUAUGUUUGUAUGUUUUUACAUCUUUAAUAUUUAUUACAAAUUUACAUGAUUAUUUGAAUUAAAUUAUUAAUAAUUUAUUAUUAUCAUUACACACUAACUACAGUAAUAUAUUAUUAUAUUAUUGUACCUUGCUCUUUAAUAAACCAAUAAAAGUAGAGUA
Molecule: messenger RNA, 3905 nt
Organism: Apis cerana (Asiatic honeybee)
Lineage: Eukaryota; Metazoa; Arthropoda; Insecta; Hymenoptera; Apidae
Gene: mxt
Product: Eukaryotic translation initiation factor mextil
Biological process (GO): positive regulation of translation; regulation of formation of translation initiation ternary complex
Cellular component (GO): cytoplasm; RNA cap binding complex
Molecular function (GO): RNA binding; eukaryotic initiation factor 4E binding; translation initiation factor activity
Source: RefSeq, a predicted model, not a curated record